This is a messenger RNA of Sarcophilus harrisii (Tasmanian devil), 948 nucleotides long. Its product is annotated as olfactory receptor 52B2. The transcript has a single exon. Lineage: Eukaryota; Metazoa; Chordata; Mammalia; Dasyuromorphia; Dasyuridae. The coding region runs from base 1 to 948 and encodes 315 amino acids. Gene Ontology annotation, molecular function: olfactory receptor activity; G protein-coupled receptor activity. The record is from RefSeq and is a predicted model, not a curated record. Gene Ontology annotation, biological process: G protein-coupled receptor signaling pathway. Gene Ontology annotation, cellular component: membrane.
AUGUCUGCUCCCAACUUCUCCACUAUCAACUAUGACAUGUUUGUGCUGAUCGGCAUCCCUGGCCUGAAGCAUAUGCAUCUGUGGAUCUCUAUCCCCUUCUGCCUGAUGUACCUGGUUGCUGCCUCAGGAAAUCUCCUCCUGAUUUUUGUGGUAGCUCUUGAACGCAGUCUCCAUGAGCCUAUGUACCUCUUCCUGUCCAUGCUAGCAUUCUGGGACCUGAUCCUAUCAACUUCUACUGUGCCCAAAGCUCUGGCCAUCUUCUGGAUGGAUGAUACAAACAUCUCCUUUGGGGGUUGUGUCACUCAGCUCUUCUUCAUGCAUUUUGCCUUUGUGGUGGAGUCAGGGAUCCUUUUGGCAAUGGCCUUCGACCGCUAUGUGGCCAUCUGCUACCCGCUACAAUAUACCACCAUCCUCUACCACAGUGUCAUUGGAAAAAUUGGAGGCAUUGUAGUGUUCAGGAGCUUUGCUACAGUCUUCCCCAUUAUCUUUCUGCUGAAGCGCCUGCCCUUCUGCCGUACCAACAUCAUUGCCCACACAUUCUGUGAACACAUGGGGCUGGCCAAGCUGGCCUGUGCAGAUAUCACCAUUAAUAUUUGGUAUGGAAUCUCUGUGCCCUUGCUCAGUGUCAUGCUUGACAUGGUGGUGAUUGUUAUCUCCUAUAUCCUCAUCCUACGGGCAGUAUUCAGGUUACCUUCUCGGGAUGCUCGGCUCAAGGCACUGAGCACUUGUGGGUCACAUGUCUGCGUCAUCCUCAUGUUCUACCUGCCAGGGAUUUUCACUGUCAUUGCUCAACGCUUUGGCCGGAAAAUCCCUAGACAUGUCCAUAUCCUACUGGCUAAUCUUUAUGUGCUUGUUCCCCCCAUGAUGAACCCAGUUAUUUAUGGGGUCAAAACCAAACAGAUCAGAGAGAGAGUGGCCCUUUUGUUCUCACCAAAGGGGAAAUGUUGA